This is a messenger RNA of Ostreobium quekettii, 801 nucleotides long. The record is from the annotation of a GenBank genome assembly. Lineage: Eukaryota; Viridiplantae; Chlorophyta; Ulvophyceae; Bryopsidales; Ostreobiaceae.
AUGGCCUGCUCAUCAAGGUGGAUAUGGCGGCCCCUUGCGUGGAGUGGGUGUUGCGGAUGGGGGGGGCCUGGGCAGGACAAGGUCCAUGCUGUGGCUGCAAGGGUGGGGACGUGUGCGUGGCUGGUACAUUCGAGACAAGCUUCGAGACAUGCAGGGUCUGAUCUACACACAGACAGAGAGCCUGAGUGCAGCUACGUGGAGGUGUCCCUGAAUGUGCCUGAGGUGCACAGCAAAGGGAAUUUGGACAUAUUCGUUAUGAAGCUCAAAUCAGAAGAACUGGACAUUCAUUGGGUGACAACUGCAGUGGGCCCCAAGGACUCUGUCGUCUCUGCCAUCACCACAGACCCCGGGGACCGCCUCCACAUCGCCGGCAGGUUUGAGGGCUCCCUGCAGCUGCCCUCCUCACAGUCAGUGUUUUCCUUUGCCCUUUUUGACGCCCUUGUUGCAACAUUCCGGCAUCGAAUGAUGUGGUGUUGCCUCAGCCAUCCACACCCGCCGCCACCUCUGGAGGGGCCUCGCCCAGGUGGCGCACCACUGGGAUGGCUGUUUGGGUUAUUUUGUCUGUGGCAGUGGCAGCAGUGGCUGUGGGUACUGCAGAACGGUGGCGACAGGUUCACAAGCGGAAGCGGGAUCAGAUGGGACUGGAGGGUGAGUGCCCUGACGAGGGCCAGGCUGUGCGGGGCGUGCCCACUUAUGGCUACGUGUCUGGCUGCCAGGAAUAGUGUAUGGUGUGGGUGCGUCCGUGUGGACGACCCCACUGCCAACUACGUACUGUUUGAUUACAGAGGAACGGCCACAUGA